AUGAGAUCCAGCGGGCUUUUAAGUAACGGCAUGGUCACAGAAAAGGAAAUACGUCUCUGGCAUAAAGGAUUUCUCAAAGACUGUCCGAACGGACUCCUGACGGAGCAGGGCUUCAUAAAAAUCUACAAGCAGUUCUUUCCCCAAGGAGAUCCAAGUAAAUUUGCAUCGCUGGUUUUUCGUGUAUUCGACGAAAAUAAUGACGGUUCCAUCGAGUUCGAAGAGUUUAUACGAGCGUUAUCAGUGACGUCACGAGGCAAUCUAGACGAAAAGUUACACUGGGCUUUUCGUCUCUACGACGUGGACAACGACGGCUAUAUAACACGGGACGAAAUGUAUAACAUAGUGGACGCAAUCUACCAGAUGGUGGGGCAAACGCCACAGCCGGAGGAUGAGAACACUCCACAAAAGCGCGUCGAUAAAAUCUUCGAUCAAAUGGAUAAGAAUCAUGACGAUCGUCUCACUCUGGAAGAGUUUCGCGAGGGGAGUAAGGCAGAUCCUCGCAUUGUUCAGGCAUUGUCUCUUGGGGGCGAUUAA
This is a messenger RNA of Parnassius apollo (apollo), 534 nucleotides long. NCBI's taxonomy places the organism in Eukaryota, Metazoa, Arthropoda, Insecta, Lepidoptera, Papilionidae. The record is from the annotation of a GenBank genome assembly.